Candida tropicalis MYA-3404 is the source of this 3363-nucleotide messenger RNA. RefSeq lists its product as uncharacterized. The coding region runs from base 1 to 3363 and encodes 1120 amino acids. The record is from RefSeq and is a predicted model, not a curated record. NCBI's taxonomy places the organism in Eukaryota, Fungi, Ascomycota, Pichiomycetes, Serinales, Debaryomycetaceae. Gene Ontology annotation, cellular component: nuclear pore. Gene Ontology annotation, molecular function: structural constituent of nuclear pore. The transcript has a single exon.
AUGAACUUUCAAAAACCACAACAACCAGACAACUGUGAAGUCAUUAUGAAUGUAUCUUAUUCAUCUUCUAGUAUAGUUGGUCAUAAAGAUAGUUAUCGUAACUAUCGUGUUAAACUACCAUUAACUUAUCCCUCAAAAACAACUACUAAUUCAUCAUCAUCAUCAUUAUCACCAAAUGAUGAGUUUCAUAAACAAACAGCAGCCAUUAGCAAUAUCAUAAAAUUUCCAUCACAUUCAUUGGUCAAUGCAGCUUCUGUUUCAGUUUUAAAUGAUUUGAAAACAAUUGUUUUAACACCAUUAGAAUUUGAAACCAAUAAACUUGGGUUUAACCUCAAGAAUAUCAUUUUUGAUUUACCACAUCCAAUUAUUUCAACUAAUUGUUUUACUGUUCAAUAUCAUGAAAAUGAUAAUAUAAUUAUUGAUUUUAUUGAUGAAAGUUAUUUAUGUAUUACAUUAAAGAUAUCUGUGGAUAAUUUCGUAAGGAAUCAAAGAUUACCUUUAGAUAAAUUUGAAACUUGGGGACAAAUUUCUGUUCCUUAUUCAUUUGAAUUAAGAUCAAGUCCAUUUUAUUUAACACAUUUAGAUGAUUUGAAUUUAAUUGUUUCAUUGAAAGAUGGUGGAUUGUUACAUUUUAAAAGACAAGAAGUAUUAGGGGAGUUUACAGUUAAUAAUUUUCAAGAACAAACUCAAACAUUGUCAUUUUUUGGAUUAUUUGGUAAAAGCGGUAACAAUAAAAAUAAAGAAAUUGUAUUGGAAGGUAUUUCAUCAAAUUCCAUUGUUGACGCUUUGAGAAUUAAUGACUUGGUUAUUACUUUAUCUGCUAAUAAAGUGUUGAAAAUUUGGCAAUUGGAAACUCAUCAAAAUUUGGAUAUGAUUUCUCUUACUGAUGAUGAAACUAAUAGUUGGUUAACCGCUAUCCCUUCCAAGUAUUUCAAACAUAUACAUAAUGAUGACAAACAUUAUAUUACUUUUUUCAUUACUACUGAAUCUGGUGAUUCAUCCAAAAGUAUGUUUGCUUUCAAGAUAUUUGAACUCGAUGAAGAAUCAUCGUCUUUAAAAGAAUUGACUGAUUUUCUGUUUCAACCAGAAGUUCCAAAUUCGUUGUUAUCAUCAUCGGAUAUUUUCUUUCAUGAAUCCACUUUUCAAAAUACCAUUUGGUUUAUUCAAGAUUAUGAUGUUAAUAUUGCUGAUAAUUCUUUAGAAUAUCAUUUGUUGUGGAAAUCAAACACUUCUUCCAUUUUGGUUAAAUACUCUAUUAGUUUGGCCACUGGAUCUAUAACAUCGAUCAAUAUUUCCCAUCCAGGUACUUUAGAAACCGGUGAAGAGGAUAUUUCUGCUUAUCAUGAUAAGGAUUAUUAUUAUAAUAAAAUAUUCAAUUCUGGUUAUUAUGAUCGGUUAAUUGUAAUGGCAGCCAUAAAGGUUUUGGGCCAACAUGGUAAAACUGAUGUUCUGUUUGAUUAUGGUCUUCGUCUUGCUGCUGAAAAGGUUAUAAAAUCACAAAGUACCCCUGAAACGAUCAAGAACAAUUGGUUUAAAUUGCAAUCAUUAUGUGAUGAAUUUAAGAAAUUAAGUGAUGAGGUGUUAUCGUUGACAGUAUUCGAAGAUAGAAUUUUAACUUCACAUGUUAAUGGAUAUGGUAUUUUCCGUCCAUCUAGUUAUUUUGAAAGUUUCCAGAAUAAGACCUUGUCCAGUCCUGAUGGUCAAUUGAUGCGUAUUUUUGACAAAUUCAGAACCGUCAUUUCUAAUAGAAGCUAUCACAAAUUAUAUGAAGAAUUAUUGAAACUGAAGAAUGUCACUGCAGAUGAUGUGACUAGAUUAUUUUCUAGUUUUGUUGAGGGUAGAAUAUCUCCUGAAGAAAUCAGAACAAUUCUUGGUGAAUUGGAAAAGAUUCCUGAUUCCGUUGAACUUGUUAAAUCAUUGAUUGGAAAUAAUGGAUUUGAAUUGAUUAGUAAUGAUCAAGAUUAUACUAUACUUGGUGAUUUCAACAGGAUUUCGUCUAUUACAAUCUUCAAGAAUAUAAUAACUGCUCAUGAGAAUUUAUUAAUGGAUUUAGUUGUAUUAUUGAUCAUUUGUGAAACCAAUGAGGCAUUAAUUGGAUUUUUAAAUGAAAUUCGUAAAGCAUUAUGGAAUUAUAACGUAUUGGAUACUGUAUUUGAUACAUCAUUAGAUGAAAAUGAAAUAGUUGAAACUACAUCCAUGGGAAGAUUACAAAGUUCUACAUUUUGGGUAGCAGUUGCUAUGGGUAAUCAUAAACAAUUGUAUUCAUUAAUAAAUGAUUGUAAAUUAAAUGAAGCAUUUGAUUACUUGUGUAAUAAUAUUUUGAGUUCAGAUAAUUAUUUAAUUGAUGUUGUUGUUGAGUUGAUUAAAAAUAGGCAAAGUUACUAUUUGAAACCGAAAUUUUUAGAUAAAUUAAAUCAAGAUAAAGUUAUUGAUAGAUUUUUACUGGGAGUUAUUUAUGCAUUUGCUAAUGAUGGUGAUUCAUUCUGUGAAGUAUUCAACGAUUAUGAUUUUUUCAAAGAUAUGCAAAAAACAGAGCAACUCGAACCAUUAGAGGAGACUCCAAUAUUGUGUGAUCAUUUGUCGACAUUUUUCAACAAACCAACAAAAUCACAAUAUUUCAAUGCAGUUGCUGGGUUGGCUGAUGUUUUAAUGAUUUUAAACAACAAAGGUAUUGAAAUACAGGCUAAAUCUAUUGAAAUUGCUUGUAAAUUUAAAUUAUUGGCCAUUGAGAAUGAACCAUCUAAACAAAUUCAACAAAACUAUUAUGGUAAUUUAUUAGACUUGUCAUUGGAGGUUUCUAAUUAUGAUUUAAUUACCAAAUGUUUCAAUAAUUUGACUACAGUUCAUUAUUUCAAAGGAUUUUUUACUAGAUUUAUCAAUCAGAUAGCUUGGGAAGACAAACUAGAUAUUAUUUUCCCAUCAACUAGUCAAAAUUCAGAUUAUGAUAUUUACAAGAAAUAUUUCUCCCUUGUUGAUGAUAUUAUUCUCGAGUGUGCCAAUAAUGCAUCAUUAUCAAGAUCACUAAAAUAUUAUGAGUAUUUAUAUUCCUGGAGAUUAAUUGGAUGUACAAAUGGAGAAGAAAAUCAGUUAGGAGAUAAAAGAGGAGCAAUUGAAGCAUUGUAUCUAUUUAUAACAAGAUUUAUAUCAGAAUCUGAUAAAUCUACUGAACGUAAAGUUAAAUUAAAGAUUUUAGAAUUUUAUAUGAUUAUUUUAAAUGUUUUCAAAAGUUUUACUGAUGAUGAAGAUAAAUGGAUAUUGAAAUAUACUGGUAAUCGAAGAUCAAUAAUUAAAUUGGAUGAUUUGAAAAUAGAAUAUUUAGAAUGGUUGAAAAUUUUAGAUGAUGAUUUAACCCAACUUGUCUAG